This is a messenger RNA of Pocillopora verrucosa, 939 nucleotides long. NCBI's taxonomy places the organism in Eukaryota, Metazoa, Cnidaria, Anthozoa, Scleractinia, Pocilloporidae. The record is from RefSeq and is a predicted model, not a curated record.
AUGCGUGGAUUCAUCUUUGGACAGUUGUUUAAUCUCACGGAUGGUCAUAAAAGAAAUGAAUCUCUUGUGGGGACAACAAACACAGAAAAAGCCUUUAAGUUUGGGUUCACAACCUUGGAUGGCAAAGAAGAAACUGGACCAGCUAGUACAUCCGGGUAUGCAGGAACAUCACUUGACGGCAAAGUCACUUUAAGUAAUGGCACCCAAAUUUGGAGUGUUCCAGUGACGGGAGGGUACAUCAUCGAAGCAUUUGGUGCCUCAGGUGCCAAUGGUACAGAUUUCAAUCAGUCCGAAUGGAGGAUCGGCGGCUUGGGAGCCAAGAUGGAAGGAACUUUCACUCUUGCAAAAGGCGCCAAACUCAAGAUACUUAUUGGCCAAGAGGGUCACCGUACUGCGGACUUCGGUGAUAAGCCUGGGGGUGGGGGUGGUGGCACUUUUGUGACUCUCUUAGAUGAUACUCCGCUAAUUAUUGCCGGUGGGGGUGGGGGUGGAGGGUCACCGAAAAAGCAAUAUGAAGACGGUGACCCUGGUUAGGCGACAGAGAAUGGCACCAGGUGUGGUGGGACAGGAGGGAAUGGUGGCCAACCUUGCAACUCUGAUACAGGGAACGUGGACCCUGGUAUCUUAGCAGGAGGGGGGGCUGGGCUCAAAGGCAACGGGGGAGGAGGAAGUAGUGGGCCUACGAUAACGAGUUCGUUGAGUUUCAUUAACGGCGGAACUGGGGGAACAUGUCCCGUAUCCAAAGGGGGAUUCGGUGGUGGAAGCUUUAGCUUUCUGGCUGGUGGAGGAGGGGGAGGGUAUUCCGGUGGGGGAGUUGUGGGGAGUUCCUCAAUUGGUGUGGCAGGGGGAGGGGGUUCGUAUAAUAUUGGUACAAAUCAACAGAACAAGGCGGGUGUUAACAAAGGUGAUGGCAAGGUGAUUAUCACAUUAAAGAACUGA